CAAAUUACCUUCCAAGCUGUCAGAAGUCACGUCGCUGGAAAUUUUCUUGCACCCCAAAAAAUCCCUGAUAAAAUUCACACAAAGACUUUUGUGCGUUAUUUAAGAGGUGCUGGACACCUGUGACAUCAUCAUUGACCACCAUUUGUGCUGCAGGAAGUUCAUUUUGUGCUCCAAAGUGCAUUUUUCUCCAUAAUCCGGCAUUAGCCACUCAAGUGCAGUAAGAUAGUUGACGGUCCAUAAAGAAAAAAAACUGAUUCGGCGUUCAAAAUGGGAAAUGUCUUUGCGAACCUUUUCAAGGGGCUCUUUGGGAAAAAGGAGAUGCGGAUACUGAUGGUGGGAUUGGAUGCAGCUGGUAAAACCACAAUUCUGUACAAACUCAAAUUAGGCGAAAUUGUUACAACGAUUCCCACAAUUGGUUUCAACGUUGAGACGGUAGAAUACAAGAAUAUUAGCUUCACAGUAUGGGAUGUUGGUGGUCAGGAUAAGAUUCGACCACUUUGGCGGCACUAUUUCCAGAAUACGCAAGGUCUCAUAUUUGUCGUGGACAGCAAUGAUCGAGAGCGUAUUGGUGAAGCAAGGGAAGAGUUGAUGCGUAUGUUGGCUGAAGAUGAACUCCGAGAUGCCGUCUUGCUCAUAUUCGCCAAUAAACAGGAUCUGCCAAAUGCAAUGAAUGCCGCAGAAAUAACCGAUAAGCUCGGACUCCAUUCACUGAGGAAUCGCAAUUGGUACAUUCAGGCAACAUGUGCAACGAGUGGCGAUGGUCUCUACGAGGGUCUCGAUUGGUUGUCCAAUCAACUGAAGAAUGCCAAUCGCUAAAUUUAAAAAAAAAAUUGCGCAUACGGGAGAGAGACAUAUUUUUUCAGGACAUUAAUGUGUGUGGUGAAGAAGAAAAAAAAAGAUGAAGAAGAAGAAGAAAAGGAGGAAUAAAGUGUAAAAUUUUUUCAUUAUUGCGUACGCGCGGGGGGUUGAGUUAGAAGGCAGGGAGGGGGGGGCGGAUGUGGUGUGAAGAACAAAAAAAAGGAAGCGAUAAAAAACCCAGAUUAAAAAACAAUUUAGAAAAAAAAAAGAUUUAUAAGAAACCACUAAAAGAAAAUCAAUAGCAAAAAAAUGGAUAAAAAAAAACAUUUUUAUUGUUUAAUUUAUAAAAUGAAUGCACGGAAAGGACGCGAAGAGAGGAUUUAACGGCGAAAAUGGAUAAACUUAAAAGAAACAACAACACUUUAGAAGAUGGAUUUAUAUAGAAAUAAUAAAGAAAAAAAAAUAAAGAUACAGAAAUAUUUAAGUUAUAUAUAUAUAAAAAAAGUGAGAAAAAAGAGAAAAUAUGUGAGCAAAGAAAAAAAUAAUCAUUCACACAUCAAAAAAAAAGAAGAAAAGCAGAAAAAACAAAAUGAGAAAAAACCACACAUACACAUAACCAUAAAUUUGUGUAAAUUUUAAGGAUUAUUAUUAAAAAAAAUAAAAAUAUAUAAAAGGAUUUAGCAUUAUAUAAAAAUAUAAAAAUUAAAAACAUGAGAGAUGGAUUUUAUCAGCCGCCAGGUCAUUUUGAAGCCUUUUUAUUUUUCUUUUAAAACAUUUUCUUUUUUUUUUAAAUAAAGUAAAAUAAACAAAAAUUACGCGUGAAUAUGUAUACAUAUUUUUUUUCCAAAAAAAAUGAAAGAUUUUAUUGUCGUUCACUAAAAAAUGCUGUGUUUUCCGUAUUAUUCCAGUAUAAGAGAAAAAAAAGAAGUUAAGGGAGAAAUUAAAAAAAAAAUGAUGCGUAAUGGAAUAUAAAAAUUAAGAAUGAACAAUAAAAUAAAUUGAAAAGAAAAAAUAAUCGUUCAAGUGAUAUUCCCCCCACUUUCUGCAUUUUUUUUAAACAUUUUAUUUGUUCUAAUUCUUAGUCUGUUGCUACGUGUCCAGAAUGGGCCAAUCUUUUUUGUGCACACACCAAAAUAUUUGUACUUUUCCUUUCUCAAAAAACACUGCAAAUAUUUAAAAACUUAAAGAAAAAAAAAUGGAGGGCUUCUGAGCCUACUCCAUCCCUUGUCUAGAUAGGAAUCAUUAUUGACGUAAGAAAAGGAAACUCUAGGGCUUAACAUGUAAAAUGUAACAUUCAUUUGAAAAAGAAGAAGAAAUGAUUAGUUAAUGAAAAUAGUUCCACUUUUUACUAUAAUAAUUGAUUAAUAUUCCGAAAUAAAUAUAAGUAAUUGUAAAA
This is a messenger RNA of Lutzomyia longipalpis, 2194 nucleotides long. It is a transcript of the gene Arf79F, whose product is annotated as ADP-ribosylation factor 1. Gene Ontology annotation, cellular component: plasma membrane; cytoplasm. Gene Ontology annotation, molecular function: GTP binding; GTPase activity. NCBI's taxonomy places the organism in Eukaryota, Metazoa, Arthropoda, Insecta, Diptera, Psychodidae. Bases 268 to 816 code for a protein of 182 amino acids. The record is from RefSeq and is a predicted model, not a curated record. Gene Ontology annotation, biological process: intracellular protein transport; vesicle-mediated transport. The transcript has 5 exons.